Messenger RNA from Uranotaenia lowii, 729 nucleotides. Its product is annotated as tetraspanin-11-like. The record is from RefSeq and is a predicted model, not a curated record. The coding region runs from base 39 to 692 and encodes 217 amino acids. The transcript has a single exon. Gene Ontology annotation, cellular component: membrane. NCBI's taxonomy places the organism in Eukaryota, Metazoa, Arthropoda, Insecta, Diptera, Culicidae.
UUAAGCCUCAAACGAAACUAACAGAACCCACCAGAGCCAUGGGGCAGUGCACAGCCCGGACGGCCCUGAUGGCAUUCAAUCUGCUGUGCUUCCUGUGUGGCAUGGCGCUACUCAUCACCGGUCUGGUGCUGUGGAAUUCCAUGGACACGGUCAAUCUGAACGAGAAUGUGGCUCUGCACGUAUCCAACAUCAAUGUCGUAUUCGGAAUUUCCAUCGUCCUGGCAUCGUUGUUGGGUCUUUUCGGAAUCCUGAAGACUUCCCACCGGCUGUUGUGUAUCUACGCAAUGCUUCUGGUCCUUCUGAUCAUCGCCCAAAUAACGCUGACCAUCGAGAUAAAUUGGAGCAAAAGACACCAGGACGAUAUCCGUAAGUCGUUCGAAGCGGUUUUCGCCAGAAAUAUGUACAUGAGGAGGGAACCUCCGAUGGAGCUCGUUAUCAAUCGGAUUCAACAGAAGUACCAGUGCUGUGGGUUGCAUUCGGCCGCCGAUUGGGGAACGAUUGUGCCCCGGUCCUGUUGCAAACCGGGAACUGCUAGAACCGGCUGUGUUCCGUUUAGUUCCGGAUGUAAGUCCAAGAUGGACCAAGCUGCAUCCGACGUGGCAACCACCAUCGGAUGGGGGCUUUCCGGGACCGCUGUGGUAGAAUUUGUUUCGCUUGUUUUAACUUAUGCGGUGAUCGGUGAAAUUUCCUAGAGGAAAAACAAGAGGAGAGGGCUAUUUAUUUUGAACU